AUGGAGCCACAAACAGAGAAGUUGAUGCUGAGCCUGCUAAAUAUUUUCCUGCUCUGCUCUGUGUGUGAAGCACAGUUAAGUGACGUCCUUCAACCUGUUUCUUUCCAGUCAGCAGCGCUAGGAGAAGCUGUUUCUAUUACAUGUCAUAUUUCUAGUUCUGUAAGACAUAGAGUAUUGUACAAAGUGACGACUAGACGGAGACUACAGAUAGUGGCCACAACAGAUAGUUUUUAUAAUAUGACAACAUUUGGUAACCAAUUUCGUCAGCGUUAUGCUAUGAAAUCUGACAGCACCAGCAGUCGUCUGAGCAUAUCUGCAACAACGUGGGAAGAUGUUGGCACAUACUACUGUGGAGCAAUGCGCACAAACGACGUUCUGAUGGGAGAAGGAACCUUUCUAAUGCUGAAAGGUGCAAAGAUGAUCAGUGACUCUGUCGUCCAGAAGCCAGCGUCUCAAUCAGUGCAGCCAGGAAACUCUGUGACUCUCAGCUGUUCUGUUCACACUGACCGCUGUCCAGCAGAACACACUCAUGUCCUGUGGCUGAAAAACUCUGAUAAUUCUGAUCCUGAGAUGAUUUACUCCUCUGGGAAUAAAAACGACACCUGCAAGAAGACUGAGACUGGCUCUGGAGAAGCUACCUGUGUGUACCACCUUGUCAUGAGGAACCUGAGCUCUGAUGAUGCUGGAACCUACUACUGUGCUGUGACUUCAUGUGGAGAAGUACUGUUUGGAAAAGGGACCAAGAUUAAUAUUUACAGAGAUAAUGUCAAACCAGCUGUUCUGAGUGCAACUGUUAUUGCACUAAUUUACAGUACAAAUAUAAUAUAA
Molecule: messenger RNA, 828 nt
Organism: Scomber scombrus (Atlantic mackerel)
Lineage: Eukaryota; Metazoa; Chordata; Actinopteri; Scombriformes; Scombridae
Product: immunoglobulin kappa light chain-like
Exons: 4
Coding region: 1-828 (275 amino acids)
Biological process (GO): response to bacterium
Source: RefSeq, a predicted model, not a curated record